Messenger RNA from Mesitornis unicolor (brown roatelo), 357 nucleotides. It is a transcript of the gene ATP6V1G3, whose product is annotated as ATPase, H+ transporting, lysosomal 13kDa, V1 subunit G3. Gene Ontology annotation, cellular component: vacuolar proton-transporting V-type ATPase complex. The transcript has 3 exons. The coding region runs from base 1 to 357 and encodes 118 amino acids. Gene Ontology annotation, biological process: proton transmembrane transport. Gene Ontology annotation, molecular function: proton-transporting ATPase activity, rotational mechanism. The record is from RefSeq and is a predicted model, not a curated record. NCBI's taxonomy places the organism in Eukaryota, Metazoa, Chordata, Aves, Mesitornithiformes, Mesitornithidae.
AUGACCAGCCAGUCUCAGGGAAUCCAGCAGCUUUUGCAGGCAGAAAAACGUGCCAAGGACAAACUGGAGGAAGCCAAAAAAAGAAAGGGAAAGAUGCUGAAGCAGGCAAAAGAAGAAGCCAUAGCUGAGGUAGACCACUACCGAUUACAGAGGGAGAAGGAAUUUAGGAAUAAGCAAACAAACGUGAUGGGCUCCCAAGGUAACCUCUCUGCUAAAAUAGAAGAGCAAACAAAAGAAGCUGUCCGAAACCUCACUAGCAGCUACCACAAGAACAUGGAGAACAUGAUGAAAAAGCUUUUGAGCACGAUAUGUGACAUCAACCCUGAAGUUCACCCAAAUUUCAGACAAGCAGUUUAA